AUUAAUUCAUGUUCAGACAAAUUAUGUAAGAAAAUCUAUAAAAAUGUGUUGGUGGUUGCCUAUUUGCUAUAGAGCCCGCUUAAGCUCAAAUAUAAGUCCAUAUAGAUGAAUUUUUGAAUCUACAGCUACUGUUUUAUAUAACGUAUAUUUGCAUCUCAUAAUUUCUUAAAAUUUGCUAAUCCUAAACCUGCUAGAAUUUUUUUAAUCAAAGAAUUACUCGUAUAAGAAACAGCAUAAAUAAUUAUUGCAAAUUUACAAAAUUAAGCGUUUCUUUAUAUUCAGAAACAAAUUGAAUAAGAAAAUAAUUAAAAUAAAUACCAAGAAAAGUUAUUGCUAGUUGAUACUCAGUAGCAAUGACAUUUAAGACAUGACAUAUACUUUGUAGGUUAUAUCCCACGAGCGACCUAAAUCGGUAGGUACAAAGUAUAUUUUUUGCCAGUAGGCACCGAGGAACUGACAUUUAAAAUGACAUACUUUGUAGGUUAUAUCUCACAUAGCGACCUACAUCGGUAGGUACAAAGUAAUAUUUUGUGUCAGUAGGCACUGAGGAACUGACAUUUAAAACAUGACAUAUACUUUAUAGGUUAUAUUCCACCCAGCGACCUACACCAGUAGGUACAAAAUAAUGCGAUGUGCCAGUAGGUGCUGCGUAGCAGUGACAUUUAAAAUGACAUAUACUUUAUAGGUUAUAUUUCACAGAGAGACCUACAUCAGUAGGCACAAGUAUUCCUACGGGAAUAUUCUGAGAGGUGUGUUAAAAAUACAUUUUGCUAAGAAAUUCUCACCUAAAUAAAAUCGUAGUAGGUUUAAAAUUUGCAAUUUUGAAGAAAUUAUGGUUUCCAAAUUUGCGUAUCCUUUGGGUCUACUUAAUAUAAAAUAUUUUUACAUUAAUUUAUUUUUUAAAUUUGUUAACGGCCCGUACGUAUAAAUCGGUACACUCUGGGUAUGGAUCCUCAAUUGGUGGUGGACGUCUGGUUACGGUUUGUCUCUCACAUACAAGAGAGACUGCAUACUGUUUUUUUUUAUUCAAAUUCAAUGGGAAUCUCAUAAAUCGUAAGAGGUUGAUCGGUAGCGAAUUUAACUUAAAUAUUUGGACCUAAUUCAUUUAUUUCCUGGUUGUGGCGAGAGUUGUAAGUUAUUUGUGAGAAUCCCAUCUGCUAAUAUUAAAUUUCGCACCCUGUACAGUGUAAAACCGUAAAUUUGAAGUUUAUCGAAAAUAAGUAACGAUUUGAAAUGGAAAAAAUUAAAAUUUUAUUCAAUCGCGGCAAAAUUAAAAGAAAACGUAACAGUUACGUUGAUUAUCAAUUGAGGUUGAUCGCAACUGGUCGAGAAGUUUUAAAAUUGCUCGGAAAGACGUUUCCUUCAUUUACAGACAAAUACAAAAAAAAAUUUGUACAGCAGCUAAACUUUAAUACUUAUUUUUUAACUUUUAUAGCCUUAUUUUUCCAUGUCAAAUCCGUUCGUGUAAAUAAUUGUCCAGGAUUUGUCAAUUUGACCCCCGUCGGAUGCUUGUUUGGUAAAAUUGAAAGUAUUAAAAUUUAUCACAAAAAUAAACCAUUAUUAAAGGGACAAAGUACUAGAUCUGUUGCCUACCAACAUCGCUGGUGUUUGAUCAAUACCAAACCGUAAAAAAUUGCCAUAGAGACGAACUUCACCGUUUAAUCAAUGUGACAGAAAAUUUAUAAACAUGUCAAAACCGACGACAAUAAAGGAUGCGAUAAAAAGGUGGGAGGAGAAAAACCCAGACAAGGCCAUCGCCGACGCCACCGACAUAGGCUUCCAGUUCCAGUGGCCCCCGAUCGAAAAAAUGGACAACUCCCUGUCGGCGUUGACCAAGGUCACCAAGCUGAGCCUGUCGACGAACAUGAUAGAAAAAAUCGCGGGCCUGAGCGCUCUCAAGAACUUAAAAAUCUUGUCGUUGGGCAGGAACUACAUAAAAUCGUUCUCCGGACUGGAAGGAGUGGCCGAUACCCUGGAGGAACUGUGGAUCUCUUACAAUUUGAUCGAGAAGGUUAAAGGAGUGCAGGUUUUGAAGAAACUGAAGGUUUUGUAUAUCGGUAACAAUCUUAUCAAGGAGUGGGGCGAGUUCAUGAAAUUCCAAGAGCUGCCUUCGUUGGAGGACAUUUUAUUUGUGGGGAAUCCGCUUAGCGACAAUUUGGAGGAGUCGGUGUAUAAAGCCGAGGCGAUAAAGCGGUUGCCGCACUUGAAAAAGCUGGACGGGGAGCCCGUCGUAAGGGAAGAAGCGGAGUGAUUCGGAAAUUGUAGUAAAGUUGAACGUUUUUCAUUUAGUAAAUGGGCAAUCGUUUUAAGAAAUUUCUCUGCUCUUUUCGGGUUUAUAUAUCCAUAGCGGGUGGAUUUUUUUUUGUAAUUAUUUGAAAUAUUUCAAAUUUACCAAACAAAUCCCACUUUAAUUGUAUCCUACAGCAGCGGAAGACGGUAAUAAAUGUAUCCAUUACUUGAUUUUUUGUUUUUAAGUGACGACUCGUGAAAAUUAAAGUUGUCGCAAUUUGAUAACGAAGUGCGGGAGUUAUACCGUUUUUUAGGGGAUGAUUCCUAUACUCACGUAGAGUAAAAAUUAUUAUCUGAAUAGGUACAAAAAUUAAUAAAAAUGUCGGGAAUGGGAAAAUUUCUGAAAUAAAAAAAAAUUCUUCAAUUAUUACAUUCUCCAUUAAGAGGGCGUUGUAGGAAAUAGGCAACCAGUAAAACAUUUUUAUAAUUUUUUUUACACAGUUUGUCUAAAUAUGA
Messenger RNA from Anoplophora glabripennis (Asian longhorned beetle), 2745 nucleotides. Its product is annotated as dynein light chain 1, axonemal-like. The transcript has 2 exons. Lineage: Eukaryota; Metazoa; Arthropoda; Insecta; Coleoptera; Cerambycidae. Gene Ontology annotation, cellular component: cytoplasm. The record is from RefSeq and is a predicted model, not a curated record. Bases 1688 to 2251 code for a protein of 187 amino acids. Gene Ontology annotation, molecular function: protein kinase binding.